AUGUAUAUUUGCUUUUUCUCCACUACCCCCCCUCUCUCUCUCUCUCUCUCUCUCGUAGCGGGAGAUCGAGUGCAAGUGAGAGUUGCUAUUUGUAUAUCGCUUCACGAAAGGGGUUUUAUUCUUAGUUGUGAUAUCAAAAGACAAACCAUUCUUUCUAGUCGUCACUCAACGCCCGUUUGUGUGCAGUUACCGUCUGUAGGCUUCACUUCUCUUAUCCUACAAAGUAUUUGCUUUUUAUUAUCCGAACUCUUUCUCUCUGUUGUCAGUAUUAGUUGUUUUUUUUUUUUUCUAUUUAAUUCUUUCUUCCUUUCUUCCUUUCUUCCUUUCUUCCUUUCUUUCCUUCUUUCUUUCUUCCUUUCUUUCCUUCUUUCUUUCUUCCUUUCUUUCCUUCUUUCUUUCUUCCUUUCUUUCCUUCUUUCUUUCUUCCUUUCUUUCCUUCUUUCUUUCUUCCUUUCUUUCCUUCUUUCUUUCUUCCUUUCUUUCCUUCUUCCUUUCUUUCUUUCUUUCCUUCUUUCUUUCUGUUUAUCUCUGUCUCUUGACUAUCCCUUCAGUAAGUUCCUCUUCUCUUUUGACCAAUCCUUCUUUGACCAGCCGACGGUUCAAGAAGCCAACAGAUAA
Molecule: messenger RNA, 618 nt
Organism: Acanthosepion pharaonis
Lineage: Eukaryota; Metazoa; Mollusca; Cephalopoda; Sepiida; Sepiidae
Source: the annotation of a GenBank genome assembly